GGGAGGAGGCACUAAAGCUUUGUUGUUAUAAUAAAGGCUCAACCACGGUCAGCGUUUUCCCUCACCGGGUCACGUUUCUUCUGUCCAGUUUCCACGGUGCAAGUUGGGCAGAAAACUGCGGAUUUUCUCUUGGAGCGUUAAAAGAAGAACGGAGAGUUAACGACACGGUGAAGGAAACCAUCCGUAGACAUACCCAGUGAUGGUCUGCUGUAGAAACCAGAUUAUGUGGCUUUACCUACGAUCUCCACCCCUCCUGACAAGUCUUUGACACUCUGGACUUUAAAUGUAAUUAAGGUCAGACUCCCUCAUUCCUGCUAUAAUGGAGAAUCACAGCCUGCUGUCCCUCACUGUGGCCUUGCUGGGUUUUCUGAGCCCAUGUCUGACAAGACUGAAUCCCAGAGUCUCCUUCCCUAUGGGUAGUCCUGGGAGACACCUCACCCGCUUCAGUAGCCAUGAUGUCAGCAACACCACCACACUGCUGCUCAGUGAGGAUGGAGACAUGCUGUAUGUAGGAGCCCGGGAUGCUGUGUUAGCACUGGAUGUUAGCCACAAGGACGUCAUCAUACUGAGGAGCAAGCUGGACUGGAGCCCUUCAGAGAAAGACCUUGAACAAUGUUCCAUGAAAGGCAAGAAAAUGGCCGACUGUCCCAAUUUCAUUCGUGUACUGCAGUUUUUGAACACCACCCACAUCUAUGCCUGUGGAACAUUUGCCUUCAGUCCACGCUGCACCUAUGUUAACUCAGAGACGUUAACAAUGAGCCUCAAGCCUGAUGAAGGAAGAGGCCGCUGCCCCUAUGACCCCUUCCAACGCAAUUCUGCUAUCAUUGUAGAUGGAGAGCUUUAUACCGGGACGGUGGCAGACUACAGGGGGAACCGGCCAGUCAUCUCCCGGCACCUCAGUGAGGGCAGGCGCGUUGACCUGAAGUUGGAUGAUACGUUAGGAUGGCUGGAGGAUCCAACCUUCAUCAGCUCCAGUUUCAUUCCUGAUGAGGAGAAAAUCUACUUCUUCUUCAGUGAAGUGGGCAGAGAGUAUGACUUCAUCGACAAAUUUAUUGUCUCUCGUGUUUCGCAGAUCUGCAUGAGUGAUGUUGGAGGCCAGCGGACCCUGCAGCGACGCUGGACCACGUUUGCCAAAGCUCAGCUGUUGUGCCAGGCUGACAAUGAGCUGCCCUACAAUGUGAUCCAGGACAUAGACACCCUCCCACCAGCAGAGGGAGCUCCUGCAGAUGACACACUUUUUUAUGGCAUCUUCACCUCCCAGUGGUCUAUCAACUCUGGACAGUCAGCAGUAUGUUCAUUCCGCCUGACUGACAUCAAAUCAGUUUUCUCUGGUAACUACAAAGUCCUGAACCGGGACACUUUACAGUGGAGCACACGGGUUCAAGAGAAGGUCGCAAAUCCAGGAGAGUGCGGCCUACACAACGCAUCAGACAAUGCCCUGCGCUUUGUCAAAGAAAACUUCCUGGCAGAUGACAGUGUGCGGCCAGUUGGAAGAAGCCUGACCAUGGUGUCUGCUGAGCACAACUACAGCCAUCUGACUGUCCAGAGAGUCCAGGCUGCCAACAACAGAGAAUACACUGUCCUGUUUCUGCUUACAGAGUCUGGUUACCUACACAAAGCAGUGCUGCUGCAGGGUGGGACCCACAUCAUAGAGGAGGUCCAGGUUUUUGAGCAGCCUCAGCCUAUCAAGAGCCUGAAGCUCUCCAUAACCAAGGGUAUGAUAUAUGUCGGCACAUCAGAGGGUGUGGUGAGGGUUCCAACAGCCAACUGCUCUUUCUACUGGACCUGUCCGCAGUGUGUUCUGGCCCGAGACCCCUUCUGUGGUUGGGACCCUUUCAGCAGGGCCUGUGUGGAGGCCUCCAACAACCAGACCAGUCUAGGCCAGGACAUAGACAGAGGGAAUGUUGAAGAGGCAUGCAACAGUGUUUCAUUAACACAUAGCUCCAGAUUUGGGCCAAACAAACUGCCUGCAGGUGAGCUGGUUUCAGUGUCUCUGAAUGAAGUGGUGCGGCUGCAGUGUCCCGCGGUGUCGCGGCUUUCCCAGCAGCUGUGGGAGCGUCCUAACAGCCGGCUGUCCUCAGACCUGUACCUGCACCUGAAGGAUGGGAGUCUGAGCUUUGUGGCCACACCCACUACACUGGGCCACUACCUCUGCCUGUCCACUGAGAACGGAUAUCAACAGACUAUGGCCAUCUAUCAUGUCAAACAGAAGAGCAGCCCCAUGGCUCAAACUCCAACCAGCUACACAUGGCCUCAGACACACCCCAUACCCACCACACAGGCUGUGGCAAGGCCUGGGCCUGGACUAUAUACCUCUGUGGGGACUUGGCCUAAGAGAAUAGAAACAAUACAAGGAGAGACUGAGCCAACAGUGUCCAGCAGAGACACUCCGGUCACCACCAGACAGCUGGGCAGAAACUUGACCCUGUGGACAGAGGAAUCUGGGCAGAAAGAGGCAGAGGUUCAGGACGGGGAGCCCCUGGUGUUGGCCCGAGGCCCCUGCUACCUAAAGGAGCUGGUGGUUGUGUCAGUUCUGCUAUUGCUCUGCCUCAGUCUGCAAAUCACCAUGCUUAUGUAUGUCAUCAGACAGCGCUGCCGCAGCCGAACCGCCCCACAGGCAGGAACUCCAACCAGAGACUCUGACAGAAGGACCCCUGUGGAACAGGAGGCUCUCAGGGGGAACCAGUUUCUGAGCAAAUGCAACGGACAAGCCCUGCACAGCGGACAGAUGAGACCAGAGGUGAAGAGAGGUCAUCCCAAGUACCAGAGUCACCAUGGUGACUGCCAGUGGGUGGUUCUGUUUGCACAGCCAAUGACAAGGUACAAACACUGUGGACUCAUAUGAACCUGAUAGGUAAGAUUAGGAUCCAAUGGAUGUGAAGAUGAAAGACAAUCUUCCUGUGGUUCUUAAAUGAAGACACAUGACUGACGCUGAAACACAUUGGCUGUUAUGUUCUAAAUGUUCUGUGUGUUUUCAGUUACUAGACAGUAACAUUUGAGACAGAAAGGUACAAGCUGAUCCAGUACAGUAUAACAUAUUUUCAUAGAAUAGUCAGUGUUUGAUGCAAAGCCAGUUAUGCAUCUCUUUUCAUGGGAUAAUUACAUUUUUCAUCCAAAACACACAUGAACAAAAGUGUUACAUUUUGAAAUUUCCUCUCUCAUUUUGAAAAGAGAAGAGCCUGGGCCCAUGUUCAUCAAACUUCUAAGAAUCAGUCAUUUUACAUACAUCAAUAAAUAUGCAGCAUUAACCUCUUACAUGAUGACACAGUGCUAUCUCAGUGUGUUUAUGUACAUGCACUUCAUUAAAGAGGUUAAAGUUGUCUUUCUGCAGUCACAUAAACGAGAAACCUGGGGUGCUUCUCAUUCGCCUUACUUCCUUUCCUUGUUCUUCAGGUGACCUGGAAAUUGAUCUGGUCCGCCAACAUGAAAGACGUCUCAAUUCCCUUAUUUCUGUUCUGAGAAGCAAGGAGGCUGUCCAAAGGAGGCAUGAGCGAGGAUACAGGAGACUUCACUGAAGUCUCAGACCGA
Messenger RNA from Siniperca chuatsi (mandarin fish), 3528 nucleotides. It is a transcript of the gene sema4ab, whose product is annotated as sema domain, immunoglobulin domain (Ig), transmembrane domain (TM) and short cytoplasmic domain, (semaphorin) 4Ab. The transcript has 16 exons. The record is from RefSeq and is a predicted model, not a curated record. Gene Ontology annotation, molecular function: semaphorin receptor binding; DNA-binding transcription factor activity; sequence-specific DNA binding. The coding region runs from base 320 to 2845 and encodes 841 amino acids. Gene Ontology annotation, biological process: regulation of DNA-templated transcription; negative regulation of axon extension involved in axon guidance; neural crest cell migration. Lineage: Eukaryota; Metazoa; Chordata; Actinopteri; Centrarchiformes; Sinipercidae.